AUGGCUUCCUCUUCAUCAUCCUGGCCAUCGCUGCGCUCCAAGGCACGCUCUCUCGAGUCACAGACAGAGUCCUUCUUCCUGCAAUACUCUGCCUUGGCACAGUCGUCUGGACAGACAUCCGAUGAUGAAGCCCUGGAAUCCAAGCUAACAACCAUCCUUCAGGAGCGCCAGGAAGUCAUCAACACGCUGUCUCGCCUGCUUGACAUGGACACCGCUGCCAACUCAACAACCAAGGUUCACCAACUCCAGCGUAACCGUGAGAUCCUCGCCGAACACAACAAGGAGUUCCGCCGCAUCAAAGAUAACAUCGAGCAAACGCGAAAUCACAGCGACUUACUGAGCUCGGUACGAAGAGAUAUUAAGCAAUACAAAGAUGCCACGGGCUUGGCGGACGCGGAAGCUGGUUAUAUGUUGCAGGAGAGAGGGACGAUUGAUAAUUCCCAUAGGAUGGCAGAUUCCGUUCUGGCGCAAGCAUAUGAGACCAGAGAGGAAUUCGCUCGGCAAAAGGCAGCACUGAAAAGAAUCCAAAUCAGAAUCACGGAGACAGCAAUGCAGAUACCUGGAUUGAAUACGCUCAUCUCCAAGAUCAACACCAGAAAGAAGCGUGAUAGUCUGAUCAUCGCGCUGCUUAUUAGUUUCUGUGUUUUUGGGUUGUUCAUGCUACGGUGA
Messenger RNA from Saitoella complicata NRRL Y-17804, 669 nucleotides. Its product is annotated as V-snare-domain-containing protein. The record is from RefSeq and is a predicted model, not a curated record. The transcript is spliced from 3 exons. Gene Ontology annotation, biological process: endoplasmic reticulum to Golgi vesicle-mediated transport; vesicle fusion. The coding region runs from base 1 to 669 and encodes 222 amino acids. Gene Ontology annotation, molecular function: SNAP receptor activity. Gene Ontology annotation, cellular component: SNARE complex; cis-Golgi network; Golgi medial cisterna. Lineage: Eukaryota; Fungi; Ascomycota; Saitoellomycetes; Saitoellales; Saitoellaceae.